Scedosporium apiospermum is the source of this 1884-nucleotide messenger RNA. RefSeq lists its product as uncharacterized. The transcript has 4 exons. The coding region runs from base 1 to 1884 and encodes 627 amino acids. Lineage: Eukaryota; Fungi; Ascomycota; Sordariomycetes; Microascales; Microascaceae. The record is from RefSeq and is a predicted model, not a curated record.
AUGCAGCCUAAUGGCCCAGUUACCCUCCUGGUCAUGAUCCUCCCUCUUCUGGGAAACGCAGAGCUCGCCGGCCACGAUUCUGCGAAGAACCGACGAGGAGAAAUCACUCCCGCCCUAGUCGACCACCCGCGCCGGGAAACGCCUCGGGCCGGGAUGGCAGCGGCUAUUUGGAACAGCACUUUUGCGAUAUGCCCAGGAGACGAGUCUUUCUCGUUCAGCUUCACGUGCCGAGGGGAAGGCUGUGACCUACUCUAUGAUUUCCCGACCACCACUUGUGUCAUGAACGGCGACACCUUGUCAUGCUCCAACGGCGUGGAAUGCAAAGGCACCCCAGAUAUCGUCUCUACAGCAGAAUGGAUUAUCAGCGAUGAGAAUGUGUCUUUCAGAGAGCACACCACCUCUGAAGACUGUGAAAUAUCAAUGUCCUCUGCAGAUGCCAGUUCUCCUGUUAUGGUUGAUAAAGAUACUUGCGGAGUCUUGGCGGACGGAAAUACAGGUGGGCAGACCGAUUCUUCUACACCCACUGGUCAGACUAUAACCGACUCAACUGGUACCUCAACGGCUGGGCCAUCGCAACCCGCUACCAUCAGCAGUGCCAGACAGCUGCGUGUCAGUCCGGUUUCAGUCUUUCUGAUCGCGUUCAUUGUCUUUACGGACCUUGUCUCUGGAACACAUGCUAUUGAUCAAUCUACAACCCCAGCCCGGGGAGAACCAGUCUCGAUCCCGCGCCCGGAAAAACGCGCUGUUGCGGCGGAAAUCGACUGGGCGAAACCAUUAAAAGCCGCCGAGCACAUUGACAAGGAUAGUCCUAUGUGGAUCCAAAGGGAAAGCUUCGUCGAAGAACUCAAGGAUAGUGGCGGCCCUCAUGCAGGGCUCAAAAUCCGCAAGACUUACAACCCUGGCAACAUUUUUCGCGACGUUUGCGGUCGACCUGCUACUCUACUCGAACUGGGACUUAAGCCGGCGCCUGGACUGAAUAAGAUCUCGUCCUUGUUUUGCCCGCCCUCGUGUGCUGACAACAGUGAUUUCCGGCUAACCGAUCCUGGCAAUUGCGGCAAAUGCGGGAUCAAGUGCAAGUCCGGGACAUGUAUCCACGGGAGCUGCGUCGCCGAUGCGUGUGAUGCGACUGGCUUAUUUCCAUACUUCCAGAAAUGCGGCGUCGGCAUUAACGCAGGAAGCUGUACAGGCGCCAGCGGCAAUAUGUUCUCCGGGUUCUGUGUCCAAUAUCAAUCUUCUGCGCUUGGACCAAACGGCGAAUACUACGAGUCUCAUCGGGACUGUGACGUUGGAUACGCUUGCGCCAAGCUCCCAACGGGCGAGAGAUCUGUGUGUAUGGAUGCAAGUUCUUGCCUCAUCAACAGAGUACCAGAUAGCCCUUCCGAGAACGUUCCGCACUUCGAUCUAGAUGAGAAUGGCGAUCGGCUGGGACCCCCGCCUCAUAGAGUUUGGGUAUUUCGCUCUCGGACACCACUCUCCGGCGUUGCCGAAGGCGGGGACCUUGUGUACACUCAGCAUGCCGUUACUCUUCACGCCAGGAGUCCAAACUAUCUUGUCGUGGAUAAUGGAGGCAAGAUGACGGCCAACACAGGCUGCGUGAAAGUGGUGGAUACCUCUCAACCGCUGGAUACCGUUGGUGUGGUGAAUACUGCUGUGAUCGACAAACUGCCCGAAGGCUAUAGCUUCUACUUUGGCUAUACCUCUGAGGAGUACCUGAACGACGAGGCAAGCGACAGCUGCUGUCUCACCUUCUACAACGAUGACGAAUGUUCUCCAGGCUCGGCUAUUGGAGACGUGAGCGGCUGCGGUAUACAGGCCAACGACUUUACAGAAGAUGUUCUGAGUUGGAAGGUUGAUAAGUGCGAGAUGCUGUACAGUGAGAUUUAG